Messenger RNA from Sphaerodactylus townsendi, 3726 nucleotides. RefSeq names its product nucleoporin 50 (gene NUP50). Bases 402 to 1616 code for a protein of 404 amino acids. The transcript has 9 exons. The record is from RefSeq and is a predicted model, not a curated record. Gene Ontology annotation, biological process: protein import into nucleus. Gene Ontology annotation, cellular component: nuclear pore. Lineage: Eukaryota; Metazoa; Chordata; Lepidosauria; Squamata; Sphaerodactylidae.
UGCGUUUGCCGGCCUUGCGAGAGGCCGGGACGGCGCCUGCUCGCGGGAGGGGCGGGGGCUGCCGGGAAGCGGUGGGAAGCCAGGCCGGCUGCUCCCUGCCGAGGCUGGCUGUGGCGGCCGGUGGGGGAGUUGUUGCCUCACCGCUCUGCCGCGUUUGCGACAAGAAAGGGAAGCCCUUCCCGGGGUUAAAUCACCCUUGGCUCUCUGCUGGAGGAGCUCAUGGGGGUCACCACUGAGGAGGCCCUACUGGGACUCGGCGCCGGCUCCAUCUCGGCCUUCAAAGAUAGGUCCUGACGAGGAACCGGCACAUUUCCCUGUGAAGUUAUGUGUGUGAGCUGCUGAAGACAUACUCAGUUUGCCCCAUAAAUGUGUGAUGCCUGAGGUCAAAGCAGUGGUGUAAAAUGGCUAAGAGAGUGGCAGAGAAAGAGUUGACGGACAGGAACUGGGAUCAAGAAGAAGAAACAGAGGAGGUAAAAGAUAUGGGAACUUUCUCAGUGGCCAGUGAAGAGGUUUUGAAGAAUCGAGCAAUUAAGAAGGCAAAACGUAGAAAUGUGGGAUUAGAGUCUGACAGCGGAGGAGCUUUUAAAGGUUUUAAAGGUUUUGUUCUGCCUUCCGGAGGUGCUGGGUUUUCUGGCUUCGGCAACGGCACUGGAACAAAGCCCUUAGUGCUAUCCAACGGUAGCAGCAGCGUUACGAACACUUCUUCAUACAUCGGUUUAAAGCCAGCUACUGAAACACAAACUACGUUAACCAGCCCUGUGGUAUCCAGUGGCUCAAUAAAUACAUCAGUGGUUGAGAAGAAACCUGCCAGCCUAGAAACGAAUGGCGAGAGUCAGCAGCCGCCGUCCUCGGGAUCCACUCAGAGGCCGGUGGGCAGCUCUGACGUUUACCACAAACAGCUGGCCGCUCUCAACUGUUCUGUGCGUGACUGGAUAGUGAAGCAUGUUAAUGCCAAUCCACUCUGCGACUUGACACCAAUCUUCAGAGACUAUGAGAAAUACCUCGCUGAGAUAGAGCAGCGUGGGAUCAGUAGUGACAGUGGCUCGGAGAGCGACGGCACCAAGGCAGCUGGAAGUCAGCCUAGUGCUGCGUUUGGCAGUUCGAACCUUCAACAAGGCUCACCGUUUUUCUUUAGCAGCAAAAAGUCUGAGGAUUUGCCUGGGAAAAGUACGGAACUGGAAAAGAAACCAGAACCAAAACUAGGGUCAAAGUCCGCGGUCACGUUUACUUUCGGCAAGAGCGUCGACAGCUCUGCUCUGAAUUCUAGUGCAUUGCCUAAAUUCUCAUUCUCUUCUGGAAGUGCGAGUUUAUUUGGGAAAGAUGCUAGUCAGGGCAGCGUUCCUUCAUUUUCUAAGAAGGCGUCAGAUACACGGAUGGAAAGUGCCAGCAAUGAAGAUAAAGGAGGUGAAGAGGAGGAGGAGGAGCCACCGAAAGUUGUUAUUAAUGAAGUAAAGGAGGAUGACGCCUUCUACUCAAAAAAAUGCAAACUCUUCUACAAGAAAGACAACGAAUUUAAAGAGAAAGGUGUGGGAACAUUACACUUAAAGGCUGCGGCAAAUCAGAAGACUCUAGCCAAGCUGAAGGGUGUACUGAAAGGCAGACAAAUUCCAAUUUAGGCAACGUCCUGCUCAACAUUUUGGUGCCCCCGAACAUGCCGUGCUCAAGAACAGGGAAGAACAAUGUCCUUAUUGUCUGCAUUCCAAACCCGCCCAUCGAUGAGAAGAACGCCACCGUUCCGGUCCCGAUACUGAUCCGGGUCAAAACGAGCGAGGAUGCCGACGAACUGCACAAAAUCCUGACGGAAGAAAAGGAGGCCUGAAGGUGCGGGAUGCUGGGAGAAGAACUUGCCAAACGGCUGCUGCUCACUUUUUACCCCCCUUGACUUUUUUAACUAGGCGUUUUACUCACUACUCUUACAUUCUGAGAGCUGGCAUAGGAAGCCUGGCGACAGCAGGAGGAAUCAUGGAGGCCAAUAAAAGCUUUAACUCGACACGUGUCCGUUGGUCCUCCCUUCUAGUUCGAAGCUCCCCGGUGCAUGAGCCUUACUUGAAUAAAGCAUAUCAAAGAAUAAAACAGUCACGAAUAUAUGAAACAGGAAAAAAAAACUCCUGCCUACACAGAAGUGCUCUAAAAGCUAGAUGUCAGAAAUGCAGUUGAGGACGAUUGGAGGGGCCGAGGGGGUAGCUGUGCACCCACUGUAGAAACUUGCUUCCAAAUUUGGACUGUGACACCUCUCUGGAGUACAGUUGCGAUUUGAUUUUGUUGAGAUAACUUGAUCCAACACAGAGCGGUGUAAUUGGACAUCCCAGGAAUAUCCUUUGAUUUUUAAGGUUGCAUUUGGGGAUUGAGGUUGCUUUUCAGUGGACUUUGGUUGCAUGUUGACUUUGGUGUCCUUCACUAGAAAUUGCCCUUCCACGGUGCUGCUUGUCGCUGUGGUGGCCCAGCCAUCACCUGUAGGCGUAUCACAGGGAUUCUCGGGGGAGAGGAGGCUAGGGGUGGAGAUCCCCUUUUUCCUCAUUCCCUGGAGUGUUAAGGGAGAACAUACUCUGAAUACGGUCAUUCCAAUGCAAACAGAGCCAGCAUGGUGUGCUGGUUAAAAGCGGCAGACUGUAAUCUGGAGAACCAGGUUCGAUUCCCCACUCCUCCACAUGAUGCAUGCUGGGUAAUAUUGGGCCAGUCACAGUUCUCUCAGCCCACAGGGGGGCGAGCAACAGCAUACCACCUCCAAACAUCACCUCCGGCCCCUACUGGGUCACUUAUAAGUUAGCUGUGACUUGAUAGCACACACACGCGAUGCAGGCUGUUUUGCCUGGUGCCUGAACUUGGAGCAUUUUGCAAAGUGCUGCUUAAAUGAGCCCUGAUCCAAUGUACUGUUAGCGUCCCGUGACAAGGUUUGGGCUCGCACAAUCUCCUGUAACGGCAGAAGCUGUGUGUGUGUAACAGGGUCAGUAGUUGAUCAGCUGUUCAAGUUGGCACCGUGUUAAUAUUGUAACAACUGCAAACGAACAGACCUUUCAGUGGGGGCUUGCGUCGCUGAACUUCUCGCUGGAUUGUGCCCUUAAUGCAAGAUGGGUGUGGAACCAGAAUUGCUGAUUUGCAUGUGUAAGUGGGUAUGCGUAUAUAUAUAUAUAAAACGGUGUUGCUGGAAGAAAGGUUGAGUGGCCAAGGGCUUCCAUACGUGGGUCACUCUUGUUGAUUAGAAAUGGGGUCUGGAAAACCUCCGUGAGUCUGUUUACUGCAAGUGGCUGGAUAUUUGGGGGAGGGGGUUGGACAAAUGUACUUAAGUGGGUAACCAGUUGAAUUCUGAUCACUUUUAGCAUCAUUUAUACAACCGGACUUAAUAGUGCAGGAAUGUAUUAGCUCGCAUCUGUGUGUUUUCUAAGGAGCAGAAGUGUAUGUAUGUAAAACAGUUCUUCAGUGAAAGACAGUUCGUUUUCUUAAGUAUCCUUCGUAUGGCUGUGUGUUCUGUGACGCUGUUUCUGAAAGAAAUCCAGCCUGUGUCUGUUCUUUCUAAUUUGAUGAGCGGUCUUAAAAGUUUUUGCAAGAAUUGUUAACUGUUAACGCAUACUUGAGGAUGUCCAGGUGAGGGGUGUUAAUGCUGUUUUUCUGGAAAAUUUAAUCUCUGCAAUGCACAUUGCAGCUACCCAAACCAUUUCAUUAAUUAUAUUUAGGGAAAUUGGUCACUGUCAAACCAUGCAAAUGCCAGAUUUCAGUGGGUAUACCAAA